This is a messenger RNA of Ophidiomyces ophidiicola, 939 nucleotides long. RefSeq lists its product as uncharacterized. The record is from RefSeq and is a predicted model, not a curated record. Bases 1 to 939 code for a protein of 312 amino acids. NCBI's taxonomy places the organism in Eukaryota, Fungi, Ascomycota, Eurotiomycetes, Onygenales, Onygenaceae. The transcript is spliced from 2 exons.
AUGGAGGCCCUCCUGGCGCACUCGUUUGACUACUUGUCGUCCUACGACCAGACAAAGAUCCGCAAGGGGCUGCGGCAGGUCGAGGGGCUGCUGGCGCAGAUAUGUCUGUCGCGAGGAGGGGGAGCUCCAAAGCCCUCGGCGGCAGACCGGCGGCGCUCGACAGUGUCGGUCAACAACAGCAACAACAAUAAUCAUAAUCAUAAUAAUGCGAGUAAUACUGCGGCAACGCCUGCUCCACCGAAAUCCCUGAGCGAACUCUGCGACGAUCCGGCGUUUAGGGAGUUCUACAAGCUUCAAGAAGGAUUCCAAUGGAACGUCGCGCUGCGCCUCAUCUCCUGUCUUGAACACCUGCUGGGCCGCGGCAGCAACGGCGCCAACGACCUACUCAUCAUCGCGGCGCUGGACCUGAUCCAGGGCGUGCUGCUGCUGCACCCGCCGUCGCGCGCGCUGUUCGCGCGCGAGAUCUACAUGAACCUGCUGCUGGACCUGCUCGAGCCGGCCAACUGCCCGGCCAUCCAGUCGUCCACGCUGCUCACGCUGGUCACCGCGCUGCUCGACAGCCCCGCCAACACCCGCACCUUCGAGGACCUCGACGGCCUGCUCACCAUCACCUCGCUGUUCAAGCUCCGCUCCACCUCCCGCGAGGUCAAGCUGAAGCUCGUCGAGUUCCUGUACUUCUACCUGAUGCCCGAGACGCCGAUUUCGCCGUCAUCGAGCCCCGGCCGCCCGCAUAAGGUGGCCGCUGGCGGCGGCGGCGGAGGAGCGCGGGCGGCCAGCGGGGUGAGCGAUGCGGGCGUUGCUGGCGGUGGCCGCGACGUAUCGCGCGACACGAAGAAUACGGAAGAAAAGCAGGCACUGCUGGGCAAGUACCUGAGCAACGUCGAGGAUCUCGUGGAGGAUUUAAAGGAAACGGCACCGUUUGGUGGCACGGUGUACUGA